AUGUCCCAUUAUAGUGGUUGUCCCUGGCGAAAGCCGGAUUACAACUAUGGUGAUGGCGUAAUUGGAUUGCACGAGGAGAUUGAUCAUUUCUAUAAGUAUAUAUUGCCCACUCCAUGUGAGCACGUCGUGCGCAACGAACUUGUGAAACGCAUUGAGAACUUGGUUCAUGAUCUGUGGCCACAAUCUGUUGUUGAGAUAUUUGGAUCGUUUCGGACGGGAUUGAUAUUGCCGAGCUCAGACAUUGAUAUUGUCGUUCUAGGCCUUUGGGAAAAGCUGCCACUGCGCACUUUGGAAUCCGAGCUUAUUGCACGUGGUUUUGCCAAUAGUAGCACAAUGUUUGUAGUUGAUAUGGCUCAAGUGCCGAUUGUUAAGUUUACGGAUUGUGAAACCAAAAUAAAAGUGGACAUAUCCUUUAAUAUGCAAAACGGCGUACAGUCCGCAGAGCUGAUCAAAUUCCUAAAGAGCGAAUAUCCGGAACUUGGCAAACUGGUAAUGAUACUUAAACAAUUUCUCCAGCAACGCGGCCUAAACGAGGUCUUCACUGGCGGCAUCUCGUCGUACUCAUUGAUCAUCAUGUGCGUCAGCUUUAUGAAACUCCAUUCGCGCAAUUUCAAUGGGAAAACAAAUAUUGGCGUGCUGAUUCUCGAAUUCUUUGAACUGUACGGACUACAGUUUAAUUAUUCGCAAAUUGAAAUAUCUAUUGCCAAUGGCUGCGCCCAUACUAAACGUGGCAACUGGCUUUCACCGCUGUGUAUACCCGAUCCUCUGCAACCCGGCAACGACUUGGGACGUGGCAGCUUUAGUAUUGUUGCCAUUAAACAGGCAUUCCGAUAUGCCUAUCGUGUCCUCAGCCAGGCAGUCAAUCCAGUAUCUGACACUUUUUCAAAUAACAACUCCAUACUAGGUCGUAUUAUUCACAUAAGCGAUGAAGUUAUCGAGUAUCGUGCAUGGUUGCACCAGACUUUCAAUCACCUCGUUAUUGUGGAAAACGUGCUGGAAAUUCAAAAAACUCACAAUGAUAUAUAGAACUGUAACAGCUUGUAAAAGUCGUUAAAUGACAAAUAAAAGGUUAAUGAAGCUCA
This is a messenger RNA of Drosophila innubila, 1082 nucleotides long. RefSeq names its product non-canonical poly(A) RNA polymerase protein Trf4-1-like. The transcript has 3 exons. Gene Ontology annotation, molecular function: mRNA binding; poly(A) RNA polymerase activity. Bases 1 to 1026 code for a protein of 341 amino acids. Gene Ontology annotation, biological process: RNA 3'-end processing. Gene Ontology annotation, cellular component: nucleolus; TRAMP complex. The record is from RefSeq and is a predicted model, not a curated record. NCBI's taxonomy places the organism in Eukaryota, Metazoa, Arthropoda, Insecta, Diptera, Drosophilidae.